Messenger RNA from Penicillium odoratum, 8649 nucleotides. Its product is annotated as type I iterative PKS. NCBI's taxonomy places the organism in Eukaryota, Fungi, Ascomycota, Eurotiomycetes, Eurotiales, Aspergillaceae. Bases 1 to 8649 code for a protein of 2882 amino acids. Gene Ontology annotation, molecular function: 3-oxoacyl-[acyl-carrier-protein] synthase activity; fatty acid synthase activity; oxidoreductase activity. The record is from RefSeq and is a predicted model, not a curated record. The transcript is spliced from 6 exons. Gene Ontology annotation, biological process: fatty acid biosynthetic process; secondary metabolite biosynthetic process.
AUGGGCGAAUUAAUCGAUCAUACCGCCAAUCAUCAACUGCCACUGGAAGUUGACCCUGCGGCCAGGAUUGGCGUCGAAGAAAUCCAAAACUGUCGAGAUGACAUGGAAAUCGAAGACAAGCCUGUCCCUUUCCCGAUCGCGAUUGUUGGAAUGGCCAUGAGAUUGCCCGGGGGCGUGAGCUGCGAGGAAGAAUUCUGGGACUUUUUGAUCAACAAACGUGACGGACUGUGUAAAGUUCCCGAUACCCGAUAUAAUAUUGACGCUUUUUAUCAUGAGUCAAGACCGGGUGCGAUACGAACACAGCACGGAUACUUCCUAGAACAUGAUAUUGGGCACUUUGACCCAGAGUUCUUCGGAAUUAGCAAGAUCGAGGCUGCCAAGCUUGAUCCCCAGCAAAGAAUGCUUCUGGAGAUUACUUGGGAGUGCAUGGAGAAUGGGGGUCAAGUAGGAUGGAGAGGAAAGAACAUCGGAUGUUACGUGGGUGUUUUCGGGGAGGAUUGGCUGGAUGUGAAGAUCAGAGAUCCCCAGGAUCAUGACCGGUAUCGUGUCGUUGGAGCGGGCCCCUAUGCGCUAUCAAACCGGGUGUCAUAUGAAUAUGAUCUUGGCGGCCCAAGCAUGACUAUUCAGACUGGAUGUUCAUCAUCCCUUGUAGGUCUGCAUGAGGCCUGCCAGGCUCUCUACUCUGGAGAAUGCUCUUCUGCCUUGGUAGCUGGCACCAAUCUCAUCUUUACACCAACAAUGACCACGUCAAUGUCAGAUAACAUGGUCAUUUCAAAGAGUGGUGUAUGCAGAACAUUUGACGCAGCAGCAGACGGAUAUGGUAGAGGAGAGGCUGUGAAUGCGAUUUUCAUCAAGCCUCUUGAUAAGGCUCUUCGAGACGGUGACCCGGUACGAGCUGUCAUUCGAUCGAGCGCAACCAACUGUGAUGGCAAAACUUCUAGCAUCACUACUCCAGGGUCUGCAGCGCAGGAGAGGUUGAUCAAGAAGGCUUAUAAGAAAGCUGGACUGGAUGUCUCCUCAACUGGCUUGUUUGAGUGCCAUGGCACAGGGACGACUGUUGGAGAUUUGGCAGAGACGUCCGUGGUGGGCAAAAUUUUUGGGGAAAAAGGGAUUCACAUUGGGGCAGUCAAACCCAAUGUUGGUCACUCUGAGGGUGCAUCUGGAAUCACAAGUGUGAUUCACAGUGUGCUCGCGCUGGAAAAUCGUACAAUUCCGCCUAAUGCUCACUUCCAAGAUCCGAAUCCCAACAUCCCGUUUGAGCAGGCGAAGCUGAAGGUUGCCGUGGAGCCGACUCCUUGGCCCGCGGACCGAAGCGAAAGAAUAAGCAUCAAUUCAUUUGGAAUUGGCGGGUCAAAUGCUCACGUUAUUCUUGAUUCUGCUUCUUCCUUGCAGAUUGGCACGUCUGCGAAUGCAGAUGGCCCACAGCUUCUGGUGGUCUCUGCAAAAUCAAAGGACUCGUUGAACGGGCAGAUUGAUCGUCUACAGGUUUAUCUGGAGUCGACAAAAUCAUCCUUGAGCGAUAUCGCGUAUACCUUGGGUUUGAGACGAGAGCAUUUGACUCACCGUGCCUUUGCGAUCACUCAAAGCGAUGAUAAAAUCUCGUCUUUUGAAAGGUCGGCCUCCGUGAAAGCAGCAACCGUCUUCGUAUUUACGGGUCAAGGUGCCCAAUGGUCUGGAAUGGGGAGACAAUUGAUCGAUAAGGCUCAAGGCUUCCGAGAAGAUAUUCAGAUGAUGGAUCGUGUCCUACAAGGGCUAAAAAGCAAGCCUUUGUGGUCGCUUGAAGAUGAGCUUCUGAAGUGCGACGAUCAGAGUAGAGUAGCGGAAGCAGAAUUUGCUCAGCCCCUCUGCACUGCCGUUCAGAUCGGUCUCGUUAACCUCCUUCGGGCUUGGGGCACUAUACCUGAUGCGGUAGUAGGGCAUUCCAGUGGAGAGAUUGCAGCUGGCUAUGCAUCAGGUGCAUUGUCCGCUGAGAUGGCGAUUCUCAUCGCCUAUUUCCGUGGCCAGGCCAUGAAGAAUCAAUCCAGCCGUCCUGGUGGCAUGGCAGCCGUUGGCCUUGGCCCCAAUCAGGUUGAACCUUUCCUGAAACCGGGCGUCGUCGUCGGCUGUUAUAAUAGCCCAGAAAGUGUCACUCUUUCAGGGGAUAGUGAAAUCCUCACAGAGGUUUUGGAUAAUAUUCAUGGUGACAGCCAGGACACAUUUUGCCGAAAGCUUGCCGUCAAUGUAGCGUAUCACUCGCACCAUAUGGCUGAAGCCGGUGAAGUCUAUGAGAAGAUGGUCGCUCCUCACUUCUAUCACCAACCCUCUAUGAUUCCAAUGUACUCCACUGUUACCGGGACAAUCGUGACAGAUCCCUCUAUCCUGAGCCCUAGCUAUUGGCGCAGAAACCUACAGUCCCCUGUUCUCUUUCAUACCGCAAUCGAAAGAAUUCUCAAAGACGACACCCAGUCAAAGCUCUUCCUAGAGGUCGGACCCCAUUCAGCCCUUUCCGGCCCUAUACGGCAGUCAAUGAAAAUGGCGAGUACAGGAGAGCACCGAUACAUUCCGACGAUCAUCAGAGACAAGGAGCCCUGGAGAAGUCUUUUGGCUGCAGCUGGUAAUCUUCACACACAUGGCGCCUCAAUUGAUCUCCGGCACAUUAUUCCCCGAGGAAAAGUUGUGACAAAGCUCCCCCCAUACUGUUGGCAGCAUAACGAGAAAUAUUGGGAUGAGCCCCGAAUUGUUCAUGACUGGAGACAUCGUCAAUUUCCUCACCACGAGUUGCUUGGCUCCCAGAUACUUGAGUCAAACCAUUUGGAACCAUGUUGGCGAAACAUUCUAAAGUUAGAAAAUGUCCUUUGGUUGUUGGAUCACAAGCUGGGCACUGACAUUGUCUUUCCUGCUGCUGGUUACGUUGCUAUGGCAGGUGAAGCUGUGCGGCGAUUUACUGGAUCACCAGACUACUCUCUGAGAAAUGUGUUCAUUCGCAGUGCCUUGAUUCUUGAGGACUCAGUUGAGAUAAUGACGAAUUUGCGGCCUGAAAAGCUCACAGACCAUGUUGACUCCCUGUGGUUUGACUUCACUAUUUCUACGUUUCAGAACGGAAAGUGGAAGAAACACAUCGUGGGUCAAGUUCGUGGGGGAGCUGAGCAGGAGUACGAUGUCCCCUCCAGACAAAGCUAUUCUCGACAAGUUGAUUCGGAAAAAUGGUAUCAUGCACUGAGCAAACGCGGUCUGAACUAUGGAGCCCAUUUCAGGGGACUUGAACAGAUCACAGCAAGUUCAACCACGCAACAGGCUUCCGCAGCAUUGCAUAGCAAUGAGCCGCCACUCGACAGCUACUAUGCUCUUCAUCCAACCUGCAUUGAUGAAUGCUUCCAGUUGUUAAGUGUAGCAGCAACACAAGGGAUCUCGCGGCGCAUGACAAGAAUGUGCAUACCAACUGCCAUUGAAUCUCUGUAUGUUACUGAAGGCCGUGGGUCAAUGGACCUGUAUGUUUCAUGUGAGACAACAGGUGGUACUUUGGAGGCAAAUUCGACGCUCUUUUCAAACAAUUCUGUCUCACUCCAUAUGGAAAGGGGGUUUUUCUUUAGUAUCAAUGAUCCGGAGUCAGAUGACACGAAUACGCCGCUAGCAUCGAACUUACAUUGGACGCCGCAUAUCGAAUAUCUUCCUUUCAAAGAACAACUGCCACCCCAUGAACCAGCAUUUGAUGGGAAGACAAUGGCCAGGCUAACAAGCACAUGUGUGGCUGAAGCAUAUCGCCUAACAAAAAAUUCUAUCCCUGUUUCGGAUCACCUUGAGAAAUACCAUGUUUGGCUUAAAGAUCUUUAUCGGAAGAUUCAAGAAAAGUCACCCGAAAUUGUUCCCGAGAUGAGGGAAGAGGAUGUUUCAGUACUUAGCGUCCUCAGUCCUUAUGGUGAUGCAUUGAACAAGGAAGCACGUGGGUCUCAUCCCUGGCUCAUACCUACCCUCGAGCUCUUGCAUAGAGUCUGCUUUGGAUUGCACGACGUGUUGGAGGGUCGCAUUAAUCCUCUCGAGUUUCUCAUGCAGAACGAUGGGAUGAUAAAAUUCUUUGACGCUAUGUGUGGGAUUUCACCUUGCGAAGACUUCAUCGCACUACUAGGUCAAUCUAAUCCAGCUAUUCGUAUUCUCGAAAUUGGCGCUGGAACAGGCGGGUUGACAUCCACUGCCCUGAAGACUCUCAAUCCAGAAAGUGGUCGAAUUUAUUUACGCUACACCUUCACGGACAUAUCACCCGGCUUUAUCGCAGAUGCACAGGAGCGAUUCCAGAAGUACGAUGCUGUGGAAUACGCAAUCCUUGAUAUCUCUCGCGAUCCAGAAGAACAGGGCUAUGUUGCGGAGAGUUAUGAUCUGAUCCUGGCUGGCAAUGUGCUACACGCGACACCACACAUAUCCAGCACGCUCAAUAACAUCCGCAAACUCUUAGCCCCCGGUGGUCGACUACUCAUGCAGGAGCUCAGUGGAGAUACUCCCAUGAUCAAUUUCAUAUGUGGCAUUUUACCGGGAUGGUGGCUGGGAGAGAAUGACGGCCGCUCGGAUAGCCCCGCAUUGUCUGUUGAGAGAUGGCAUGAUGAGUUGACCAAAGCGAACUUUACCGGUGUGGACGCCGUGCGAUAUGCCAAUGACCGACCACUGAGUCUGACAGCGGUAAUCCUUUCCAGAACGAAAGCUACCGAUGACAAUGCAACAGGGGGGCGGAUUGGGCUGCUUUAUCUGUCACAUAUCACGGAAUGGGGACGUGAAUUAGAGAAAGCACUUACUCUUGCUGGCUAUACGGUGACAUGGUACACACUUCAAGAUAAACCCCCAACUGGAUCUGAUCUUAUUUCCCUGCUUGAUCUGGAAGGGCCAUUCUUUCAGUACUUGUCGGCUGAUGAGUUUGACUUGUUCCGAAACUACCUUUCCACGUUGGCCGAGGGUCAUCUCCUUUGGAUCACCAAGAGCCUCCAAAUUACAUGUGAAGCUCCUGGUUUUGCAUUGGUCUUAGGAAUGGCUCGCACACUUCGAAACGAACUAAGCAGCAAAUUUGCGACAGUGGAAGUUGACCAAUUUGAUGACAAUUCCAUAGCCUCGGUACUCAAGGUUCUAUGCGCUUUGAAGGUUCAAUCUCAGCGGCCGUGGCUUGAUCCAGAUUAUGAAUAUGCCAUUCAGGAUGGAAGGAUUCUUCUGCCUAGGAUCCAAUGGUCUUCGCUAGAUCAACAGCUGACUGAUGUGCCACACCUGUCAGCAGCAAGAUCACUGGAUAUCAAGUUCAAUGGAAUCUUUGAUUCCUUAACGUGGGCCAUUUCCAUGUCGCCAGUCUCUCAGUCUGAUUUAAAAGAUGAUGAAGUCGAGGUGGACAUGAGAUAUGUUGGCAUGAAUUUCCGGGACAUGAUGAUUACCAUGGGAUUUUUCGGAGCUACAGAGCAACUCGGAUUCGAAGGAAGUGGUAUUGUUCGACGGGUAGGGUCUUCUGUGGAGCAUCUCCGAGUCGGCGACAAAAUUAGUUGCAUCUAUGAUGGUCUAUUCGCCACUCGAGUUGUUGCCCCAGCAUUUCUCUGUGAGCCUAUUCCUGAAGGGACAACUCUCGAAGAUGCGGCAUCCUUCACAGUUGUUUUUGCAACGGCAAUAUAUUGUCUUAUAACCGUUGGAAAUCUCCAGAAAGGCCAGUCUGUGCUGAUUCAUUCCGCGUGUGGAGGCGUUGGAUUGGCUGCGAUCCAGAUCUGCCGCAUGAUCGGGGCAGAAAUAUUUGUCACAGUCGGGACGAAAGACAAAUUUCGUCAUCUCGUCAAUGUGAUAAAAAUUCCAGCUCAACGAAUAUUUGAUUCCAGAAGCACAUCAUUUAUGCAGGGUGUGCUUAGGGAGACGAAUGGACGCGGGGUUGAUCUGGUGCUAAACUCUCUAGCCGGCGAAUUGCUGCAUGCCUCGUGGAGAUGCGUCGCCAGAUUUGGGAAAAUGGUUGAAAUUGGGAAGCGAGACUUCUUGGGCCACGGUAAACUUGACAUGAAGCCCUUCCUUGACCACCGAUCCUUCCACGGCGUGGAUCUCAGAACGCUAUCUCUUGAGUAUCCGACGGUACUUCGGGGUCUGGUUGACCAAUUCAGAGAAUUCGUCAAGCAAGGAAAAUUGACACGCAUCGAGCCGGUGACAGUUUUCGAAGCUUCUGAUAUUAUCAAAGCGUUCCGUCACAUGCAAACAGGCCAGCAUAUGGGCAAAAUUGUCGUUCGAAUGCCGGAAGAUCCGGAAAAUUUACCAAUAACCGGGAUACAUCGCAGCGUCCCCAUCUUCAGAUCAGACGCCUCGUACCUUUUGGUUGGAGGACUCGGGGGACUUGGCCGAGGGAUAAGUACUUGGAUGGUGGAAAAAGGCGCCCGCAAUUUCAUCUUUCUAUCUCGGUCAGGUGCUGAAUCUACUGAGACCCAGAACUUCAUCCAAGAUCUAGAGAAUAACGGUAUUAUCAGCGUGACGGUGGUCACAGGUGAUGUCUCCGUGGAAGGAGACAUUCACCGGGCUAUUUCUGCAGCAAAAUAUCCCAUUGCAGGAAUUCUCCAGAUGGCAAUGGUGCUCAAGGAUCAGAUGUUCUCCAAUAUGACCUACGAAGAAUGGACAGCUUCCCUGGUGCCCAAGGUGCGAGGAACAUGGAAUCUCCAUUACAAUUUCCAAAACAAGCCACUCGACUUCUUUGUCCUUUUCAGUUCUGUCACGGGCCUCAUGGGAUUAGGCAGCCAGGCCAAUUACGCUGCAGCCAACACUUUCCUCGAUUCAUUUGUGAAGUAUCGUCAUUCCCAGAAGCUACCAGCAAGUGUUAUUGAUCUUGGUGUUAUGGGAGAUAUCGGUUACGCGGCUGAAAACAACCCACAAUCAUUGAAAGUCUUUACUUCUCUUGGUAUUCAAAUACUGGAAGAAAAGCAUCUGCUUCAAGCUUUGGAGAUCUCCAUAUUUUCUCAAUUUUCUCAUCGGUCAUCACAACUCAUCGUGGGACUGGGGACAAGGACAUCGAGUACGCCUGCCCUGGUCCGAGAAGGUCGUUUUAGUCGUUGGCAGAAUGUUGCUGUCAGCGGGAAAGCAACGACCGCACCUCGAUCUCACGCAUUGAAGUCUCUUUUGGAUGAAAUUCGCGACAAUCCCAAACUACUGGAUGAAGAGACCACUCACGACAAGAUUACUAUCGAGCUGGGCAAGGUUGUUGCUUCCCAUCUUGCCUAUGCAGAAGACCUGAGCAAAGAGGAACUGGCUAAUAUUGCAAUCGAUUCAUUGAUGGGCAUUGAAAUUCGCAGCUGGUUUCGCCGUAACGCAGGUAUCGACAUUUCUCUUGUAGAGAUAUCGAAUGCUGGCACUGUCGGAGGCCUUGCUGACGUUGCAGUCAAGAUGCUACGUAAGAAGCACUUGGAUGGAGAAGAACUUCCAAGCCCAUCUAAAAUACCUUCAACGGCUGAACCAGAUGAACUACCAAUUUGCUUGGAGGAUAUGAAGCUAGGAAGUGACUUCCAGCCUAUCCCCGGGCAUGUCCCGGACUGGUGCUCUGAAUCCGAAGGAGCCAUCUUCCUGACUGGUGCGACAGGAUUUGUGGGUGCCUUCUUCUUAUUGGAUCUUCUUGCUCUCCCACAAGUCAAGAACGUCACUUGCCUGGUUAGGACAACGGAUCCGGAGUCAGGCAAACGGCGGAUUAAAAAUACAUUUGCUCGAUACUCCCUACCCACGAGUUCUCUGAGCAAAUUGACUGUGGUCCCUGGAAACAUCGCCUAUCCGAACUUGGGAAUGUCGAAAGAAGACUUUGAAUAUCACGCACAGGUAUCAAGUGCUGUCUUCCAUCUUGCAGCCCACGUCAAUUAUACCCUUCCAUACUCUGCUCAUCGAGAGGGCAACAUUACUGGAAUCCUCAAUGUGUUGAAAUUUGUCAAUGCUGGUCGUCUUAAGGCUUUACAUUACUGCUCAAGUUUCUCGGCUUGCGGUAUUCCGCCUUUCGUCUCUGGUGGUGGUGCAAUCCCAGAGGAUAAAAGGGCGGCGCUGGAUCGUCGAUCCUUUGAAAUGCACUCUGGAUACACCAGAAGUAAGCUGGUUGCAGAGAACAUAGUGUGGAAUGCCAUUGGGAACGGUUUCCCCAUAUCCAUUUAUCGUCCAGGGUUUGUGAUGGGCCACAGUGACACGGGAAUUGAUAAGCCUGAGGACCUAUCCAGUCGUCUGAUGAUCAACUGUAUCCGACUCGGAGCGUUCCCGACCCCCCCUGCGCAACGCACCCACAUUGUUCCAGUCGACUUUUUCUGCGCAGCGAUGCUGCAUAUCUCGCAGUCUUCCGAGAGCCACGGCCAUGCCUUCAACGUGGUAUCACCUCACGAUCAAACCAUCACCUUGCGUGAUACGUUCAGAAUUAUAAGCGACUGCUGUCCCACUCCCUUACGAGAGGUCUCUUCAGCCGAGUGGCUGCAGUUGUUACGGGAAGGUGGCAAGAAGAGCAUGAAAGCGGCUAGUCCAAUGCUCCAAGAAAGACUGGCGGAUAGCCUGAUCUUUUGGGAUACCAGCAGCGGAAUGUCCACGUAUGAAACCACCAAUCUGCGCAAGGCGCUGGCAAAAUCGCCCGAGAUUCUGAACGUCAAGUCUAUGCCAGAUCUUCUCAGGACAUACUUUGACCAUUGGAAGGUUGCAGCUGUAGAGGCGAAUGUCAAUAUCUGA